This is a messenger RNA of Cannabis sativa, 2173 nucleotides long. RefSeq lists its product as uncharacterized. Bases 930 to 1457 code for a protein of 175 amino acids. NCBI's taxonomy places the organism in Eukaryota, Viridiplantae, Streptophyta, Magnoliopsida, Rosales, Cannabaceae. The record is from RefSeq and is a predicted model, not a curated record. The transcript has 2 exons.
AAAAAAAAUUGACUGGGACGUGUGUGAUGUGUGCUGACGUCAUCACAUCACGUCCUUCACGUCUUUCAUUUUUUGCAGACUUCAACUGUUCAUGCGCCUUAUUGUUUGCAUUUGUAAUUCAAAUUGCAGUCGGUUUUAAAGGUUUAUAAUCAUUAUUUUCUUUUAUUUUUAUUUUAUAUUUUACCAUUUUUAUGGUUUUUUAAGUGUUUGUAUAAAUAGGUAAAGUUUGUUUAUAAAUAUACAUUUUGAGUUUUAGUUGCUCUGUUUUCCUUUUAUGCAGAGUAUAUGGGUUAGGGUUUCAUCUUCUUGGGGUGGUUUAUUUUCGUGUUAGUAAGAGUGUUUGAGUGCAUCAUUUUCGUUUAUUGCCUUGUUCUUAUCAUUUGUAAACCUAAAAAAUGGUUAAAACUCGUUCUUCAAUUUCUCCUUCGCAUUCUGUAAAGAUAGCUGCUGAUAAGAAGAAAAUGGAAAAUGUUUCUAAUGAUGGAGAUCGUGAUGAUUCUGAUCGUUCUGGUGGAUCUGGUGGAUCAUCUGAUGGUAGCCGUGGCUCUGCAUUGCAAACCAAGAGAAAAAGAGUUGUUGAGAAAGUGAAGAAGGAAGAUGUUCGAAAUGUGAAAAAGAUGAAGCAAGUUGCUGAAGAUUUGCCUGAGGAUUAUGAUAGUGAAGACUUGGAGGUUGAAGUUCGUAAUGAUUUGAAGGAAUGGGAUUUAUAUUUCAAGCCUGGUGAAAAGAUUCAGGGAAAAGUGAUGUUAUUCCCUAAUCAAGAUAACAUUGUUGUCAAAAAUAUUAAUUCCAAGUUGACUAAAGAUCAACGUAAGUUGUUUCGUGGUACUAGUUUUGGUUAUUUUUAAGAUAGUCAUCCUGUUGGUUUUCAGUCUCAACUAGUUCAUAAUGCCUUACAUAGGGAGGUAUAUCAGAAAAAUGAAAAAGAAAUGUGGUUUAAGUUUGGUGAUGAGAAUUUCAGAUUCAGUUUAGCUAAGUUUGCUGUUGUUUCUGGUUUACUGUGUGUUGGUGAUGCUGAUUUGACUAAGUAUACACACAGAGAAAAUGCUUUUGUUGAUCGAUAUUUUUGUGAUCAGACAGUGACUGUUAGUGCUGUUGAGCAUAGGUUUAUGUAUAGUGAUUUCAAGUCAGAUGAGUAUGCUGUGAAGAUGGUUGUUUUGUACCUUGUUACUAAUUGUUUGAUUAGUAGUGUUUACUCAAAAAAAGUUCCUGUUGAGAUUCUGAACAUAAUUGGGGUUGAUGAGUAUGGUAGUUUCCCAUGGGGUAUACCAGUGUUUGAAUUAACUUUGCACAAUUUAAAGAUUGGUCUGAGGGGUGUUAUUAAGGGAAAAGGUGUUUCUAAGCCUCUUGCUAAGGUUAAAGGGAAACAUUUGGAAAAGGGUCCUCGCUCUUAUAAACUUCCUAGUUUACCUUUUGCAUUCUUGUUUGGUUGUAUGAAACCAUUCCUUUGUGCUUGAAGGCUCGGUUUUGUUCCUAUGAUUCUGGUAAACCAUAUAGGUAUUGUACAUGGAAGAGUAUUGGAAAUCCAAAUUCAAGUGAAGUUGAGAAGAAAGUUCUAUCUUCAAAUAAGGUAUUUUAUAUAUUUUGUAAAUUGUUUAUUUGUUGUUUUUAUUAUAUUUUGUAAACUAAUUAUUUUUUUGUUUUGCUAGCUGAAAGGAAAACAUAUUGUGCCUACUGAAAAUGAAAGGAAUGGUUUAUUGGUCCUUACUGGAAUGGAGUUUAUUGGCCGAGAACAGUCAGAUGAUGACUUUGAUGAUGUUCCAUUGUCAAAGUUUAAUGUUGAUAGAGUUGGAUCUUCUGGUGUACAGAAGGAGUUUACUGGUGGUUUUGAUGUCGAUGGUGUGAUGCGUAAGAUGAAGAAUUUUGUUUCUAGGCAAAAGAAGACUGAUGAGUCUAUUGAAGUAUUGGAUAAGGUGUUGGAGGGUAGAUUCAAGGAGUUGCAGUUAAGUCUUCAGUUGUAUAUUGACUCAAAGAUCAGUGAAGGCUUGGUUUUUUUUUAUGGAAUUGAAGUUUAAUGAGUUGAAGGAAGCUAUUGAAAAUGAAAAAAUUUCUAAAGAUGGAAAUGAUAGUCCUGAUGAGAGUGAUGGCAAGGUUGGUUUUUUGAUUAUGUUUAUUUAUUAGUUUAUUUCAUGUUUCUUUUUUUUUCAUAUGUUGUUUUGAUUUUUUUUUUUUU